This is a messenger RNA of Helobdella robusta, 1119 nucleotides long. RefSeq lists its product as hypothetical. The coding region runs from base 1 to 1119 and encodes 372 amino acids. The transcript is spliced from 10 exons. Lineage: Eukaryota; Metazoa; Annelida; Clitellata; Rhynchobdellida; Glossiphoniidae. The record is from RefSeq and is a predicted model, not a curated record.
AUGGUUGGAAAAACCAAAAAAUACACCAGUAACGUUAAGAAGAAAACGUUGAAUCCAGUCUGGAAUGAAAAGUGUACGAUCGAACUGCCGAGAGAUGAGGAACUACUGGAGAUUUCAGUCUGGGACCACGACGUUUUCUCACGCAACGAUUUCAUUGGCUGUCUCUCUCUGAGUCGCAAACAACUUAUAGAUCAUAGUAAUGAUCCUCAGUUCGAUGGUUGGUUCAAGUUAGAAAAAGUUUCUCAGGGGUCAAUUCAAUUAAAGAUUCGUGUGUUUGUGAACGAGAUGCCAGCUGCAGAACCCAACAUGACUUCAUCAGCUUCUCAACCAUCAGCACUUCAUUCAAAUGAUUUACUUGCGUCACCACUUUCCAGCCACCGACAGCUUUCAUCAAAAUUUUACAAUGCUGACGCCACAAGUAGUGACGAGAACAGUCCUGGAGCCAACCAUCUUUCAAACUAUCAGCAAGUUAAUGCUCUCUUAGCUAGCCAGCAUCGUGGUUCUCCGAGCGCCAAAUGUCGACUACAGAACCAAAUUAAUUCCCGACUGAAACCAUUAAAUAACGGAUCGAUCAGAAGUUUGAUGAACGAUUCCAGCAGUUUUCGAAGAGAGCACUUGAGGGGAAGUAUGAAGAAGGUGGCCGCCUUGUUAUCAAAGGCUAAAAGCUCCAAGGAAGAACUGCCUACUAUAUCAAGUAGUCUGUACAAAGGCAUCACUUUUGAAAUAUAUCUAAUUGAGGGUCUGCCUUCCGUUUCACAACAUCUGCAAUGUGUCGUCAAACUCAAAAGUGUCCAAGGUGGACAAAGGAAAAAACUGUUGGCGAAAUCAUCCCAGUUUAUUCCUUCUGAUCCUAUGGUUAUGAACUUCAAAUUUACGGUAGAUGAGCGUUGUGGGGAGAAGAAGGAGUCCCUUCUCUUCAUAUCUAUUAAGUCGGGCUUUUUCAGCCAUUUGGCCAAAGUUGAUUUUCCUCUUGAAGCAAUAUUACCUGCUAAACCGGAACACAAGCAGUCCACUCUGAUUACAGUAGACAACAUCCAGAUACACGUCAAUUGUUCUUACCAAGAAAUACUCGAUGGAAACGAUAUGUCAUAUAAAAGAAGUAGGAAGAAAUCUCAGUGA